UUCAGUCAUUCCGCAUCGCUAUAAAUACACGGGGAGGGGAGUUUAAUUUGUUCUCGUUUCGUCGCUGCGCUUUCUCCGGGACGCUCUGCCAACUCUGCUCCGCUCCGCUCUGCUCCGGGCGAACCAAUUAGGGUUUCCAGGGUCCUCUUCGAUCCGCAUGCGACUUCUCCUACCGGAAGCUAAUACAAUGGCCGAGGAGGGCUUCCUGGCCAACGAUGCACCGAAGGCGGCUGCGGUCGGGCCGGUAGGGCACCAAUUGAUCCCGAUCAUGAAUAGGCUUCAGGACGUCUUCGCUCAACUCGGUAGCUCCUUCAGCAUAAACCUUCCACAAGUGGCGGUUGUCGGAAGCCAGAGCAGCGGGAAGUCUAGCGUGCUCGAGGCCCUCGUCGGCCGGGACUUCCUGCCGCGGGGCACUGAUAUCUGUACCCGGAGGCCUCUGGUUCUGCAGCUGGUGCGCCUGGAGUCAUCCUCGGACUCUUCAUAUGAGGGAAAUGGGGAGUGGGGGGAGUUUCUCCACUUGCCGGGCAAGAGGUUCUAUGACUUCUCGGACAUUCGUCGUGAAAUCCAGGAAGAAACAGAGAGAGAAGCCGGAAUGAGAAAGGCUAUUUCAGAUAAAAAGAUUCAUUUGAAGAUUUUCUCUCCCAAUGUUUUGAAUAUCGCUCUUGUUGAUCUGCCUGGCAUUACUAAAGUGCCAGUAGGUGACCAACCAAGUGACAUUGAAGCUAGAAUUAGAACAAUGAUAAUGUCAUAUAUCAAACAUGAAACUUGCAUUAUACUAGCUGUUUCGCCAGCAAAUACUGAUUUGGCAAAUUCUGAUGCACUUCAAAUUGCAAGAAUUGCUGAUCCAGAUGGUUCUCGUACAAUUGGAGUCAUCACUAAGCUGGAUAUAAUGGAUAGAGGAACUGAUGCACACAAUUUUUUACUUGACAAUGUGAUUCCUUUGCGACUUGGUUAUGUGGGAGUCGUCAAUCGUAGCCAAGAGGACAUCAAUGUCAACCGUAGCAUUAGAGAUGCAUUGGUUUUUGAAGAGGCUUUUUUCCGCAAGCAUCCAGCAUAUCAUGGUCUUUCUCAUUGUUGUGGGAUACCUCAGCUGGCUAAGAAAUUGAAUAGAAUUUUGGAACAACAUAUCAUGGCUGUACUGCCAACAUUGAAGUCUCACAUAAAUGCUCAGUUGGUAGCAGUGGCUAAGGAGCAUGCUACCUAUGGUGAAUUUGUGGAAUCAAAGGAUGGACAAGGAGUUAAAAUACUUAACAUUCUUGCCAAAUUUUGUGAGGUUUGCUCUUCCAUAGUGGAUGGAAAAAAUGAACUGUCGACAGAUGAACUUUCUGGUGGAGCACGAAUUCAUUACAUUCUCCAGUCAAUCUUUGUGAAGUGCCUCGAGGAAGUCGAUCCUUGUGAUGACAUAACUGAUGAAGAUAUUCGCUUGGCAAUUCGAAAUGCAAGUGGUCCAAGAGCUGCUUUAUUUGUUCCAGAGGCACCUUUUGAAGUUCUAGUGCGAAGGCAGAUAAGCCGACUGCUAGAUCCCAGCCUUCAGUGUGCUAAGUUCAUUUACAAUGAACUAAUAAAGAUGAGUCACCGUUGCUUAACUAGUGAGCUGCACUGUUAUCCUGUCCUCCGAAAGCACAUGGAUGAGGAAAUCACUAGCUUCUUGCGAGAAGGCCUUCAACCUGCAGAAACCAUGAUAUCUCACAUCAUUGGAAUGGAGAUGGAUUAUAUAAAUACUUCACAUCCAAAUUUUAUUGGUGGAAGCAAGGCUGUGGAAUAUGCUCAACAGCAAGUCAAAUCAUCCAGAUUAGUUCCACCAUUGCCCAAACUUAAGGAUACAGCUGAUUCAGAUAAAUUUCAAGGAGUUGAAAAGGUUUCAAAGUCACGAGGCAUCUUUACAAGAUCUAUUGCAAAUGGAGCUGUUUCUGAUCACUUGCAGGGUACUCGACCUGUUGCAGACUCAGAGAUACCAGGUUCUUCUGGAAGUACAAGUGGAUCAAUUUGGGGUAUUUCAUCCUUUUUUGGUGCUAGCGAGGAUUGUGCACCUGCAAAAGAAAGUGUGAUCAAUAAGUCAUAUGAUACACCCUUACAAACAUGGGACCAUUCAUUUUCUAUGAUCAGACUGAGAGAGCCACCAUUAACCUUGAAACCCUCAGAGAAUCCAACUGAACAGGAGGCUUUGGAGAUAGCUAUUACAAAGUUGCUGUUGAAAUCAUACUUUGACAUUGUGAGGAAAAAUGUUGAGGACUCAGUGCCCAAGGCCAUCAUGCACUUCUUGGUUAAUCAUACAAAACGGGAAUUGCACAAUGUUUUAAUUAGAAACCUUUACAGGGAAAAUAUGUUUGAUGAGAUGUUGAAGGAGCCUGAUGGAAUUGCCGCUGAAAGAAAACGUCUUUGUGAAAAACUGAAGGUCUUGCAACAGGCAUCCAAGGUAUUGGAAGAGCUCCCAUUUGAAGCUGAAACUGCCAAGGGCUAUACUGCAGAUAGUAAUCCAAUUGACCUUCCAAGGGCACAUUGAAUUCCUUCACCUUUCUAUGCAACCAAUAUGGAUCUAGGUUCAUGGCAUACAGCUCCCCCAAAUCCGAGAUUUUGAAAACUCGACUCAGCCCAUUCAUCUAUGAAAUUAAUGAUUUUGUUCA
Messenger RNA from Zingiber officinale, 2624 nucleotides. Its product is annotated as dynamin-related protein 3A-like. Bases 158 to 2503 code for a protein of 781 amino acids. Lineage: Eukaryota; Viridiplantae; Streptophyta; Magnoliopsida; Zingiberales; Zingiberaceae. The record is from RefSeq and is a predicted model, not a curated record. Gene Ontology annotation, molecular function: GTPase activity; GTP binding; microtubule binding. The transcript is spliced from 20 exons. Gene Ontology annotation, cellular component: cytoplasm; microtubule; membrane.